Molecule: messenger RNA, 8935 nt
Organism: Brassicogethes aeneus
Lineage: Eukaryota; Metazoa; Arthropoda; Insecta; Coleoptera; Nitidulidae
Source: the annotation of a GenBank genome assembly
AUGAAUAAAAAAAGCUCAAUUUCAAAAAAGUCUGGAUAUGCAUAUAGAAAACACAAAGAAGUAAAACUUCGUUUGGCUGCCGGGGCCUCGCAAAAAUGCAAGAUAAAUAAUUUUUUUCAACAGAAAGAUUCAUCGUUCAAUACAUUAACGACGCCAACCCACCUUUCCAACUCUGAACUGUCCUCUAGCUCUUCAAACUCUAAUAUAAUUAAGUAUAAUAUUGAUACCACAACUGAAUUGAGUUCAGGUAGUGAUAGUUUUGCUUCUGCCUCGUUUAUUACUGAUAAAAGUUUAUUGGUGGUUGGACAAAAUAAAGAAAAUCAUUUAGAUGAUGAGCAUGAAAUUGAGCAAGAGACUGACAUUGUUAUGAAAAAUGAUUUUAAUAUGAACUUGAAUUUGUCCAAUUCUGAAAUAAAUUCAUUCGAUUAUCCAAGCGAUCCUUAUUUAUUUAAAAAUACCCAUUUGGACCCAGGAAAAAUCCGGGAACUUAUUUCUAUAGGACCCUGUCAGCCGGGUUUAGCAGAUGACUAUAAUGUAUUUCCAACAUGUACUGGCAACAGAAAAUUUUUAACAAGUUGGUACCAAACAGAAGGAAACAUUCGUAGCUGGCUUAUUUACUCCCCCAGGGUCAAUUCCCUAUUUUGUUUUUGCUGUUGGCUGUUUAAUAAUUCAAAUCAAACUGUUUGGUCUGAUCCAAAAAAUGGUUUUAAAAAUUUUAAAAAGGGACCAGAAAAAAUAAGUCAGCAUGAAAAAAGUCAUUUGCACCGAAUGGCUUAUAAUAAAUUAGUUAUUACUAAAUUACGCCUUAGUAAAGAUUUAACAGUUAUUGAACAGCAAAUAAGCAAAGAGAAAUUAGAAGUUACCAAAAAUCGAGAGGCGAUUAAACGUUUAAUCGACAUUAUAUUAUAUUUAGCAAAGCAAUCCUUGCCUCUAAGAGGUCAUGAUGAGUCUGAAAAAAGUCAAAAUAAAGGCAAUUUUUUAGAGCUCGUAAAUCUUAUUAAAAAAUAUGAUGCGGUACUGGCAGCGCAUUUGGUUGAUGCCUCAAAAGUGGCAAAAUAUACAAGCAAUAAGAUUCAAAACGAACUUAUCGAUCAUUUAGCUCGUGAAGUUUUAAGUCUUAUUACAAAAAACAUUAAAGAAGCAACAUAUUUUUCCUUAAUUGUAGACUCAACCCAAGAUUUUAACAAAAAAGAGCAAUUAUCUUUAUCAUGCCGAUACGUAAAUAAGUUUGGAUUGCCUGAAGAAAGUUUUCUUGCUUUUAUUAAUAUACCUGAUGGUUCAGCUCAAACCUAUUUUUCAACUAUCACGAAUGAGCUAAAUAAGUUGAAUAUCGACAUAAGGUUUUGUAGGGGUCAAGGGUAUGAUGGGGCCAGUGUUAUGUCCGGACACAUAAAUGGACUACAAUCAAAAGUUAAGGAAAUAGUACCAGAGGCAAUAUAUGUGCAUUGCUGUGCUCAUAAUUUAAACCUGGCGUUAGUAGAUGCUGCCUCCUGCAAUGCAGAAGUAAAAUUAUUUUUCGGGACAUUGGAAAAAACUUAUGUUUUUAUCACAGAGAGCUUUCCUAAAGUAAACCUUUUUAAAAACAUUCAGGAGAAGCAUUCCGAAAAUUUGGUAAAAAAAUUAACUUUAAAAAAACUUUCUACAACAAGAUGGGCCAGUCAUUUAAGGGCUGUUACUUCAUUUUAUGUGAAUAUUCAGGUUAUUGAAGAAACAUGUAAAAAAAUAGUAUCUGGUGAGUUAAAAAACACGACAAGUCUUCAAACUGCCGAAGCUUCAGGAAUUUUAAGUGUCAUUGAAACUUUUGAAUUUAAAUUUCUUCUGUGCUUUUGGAAAGAAAUUUUAACGAAAAUAAACAUUUUGUCUAAUUACAUGCAAAACCCCAAAUUAAAUAUUUGCACGGCAUCUGCAAUGAUUUUAAGUACCAAGAAAUGUAUUGAAUCAAUUAGAAAUUCGCAUGAAAAGUCAUUUUUGAUUUUUAAAAAGCAAGCAACAGAAUUAGCUAUGAAGUGUGGAACCACUACUACAUUUGCAAAUAAACGGAUAAGGACAAAAAAAUUUCAUGACGACAUUCAAAGGGAUUUUGUUAUCGAAAAUGCUGAAGAAAAAUUUAAAAUAUCUAUGUUUUACACAAUUUUAGAUGUAUUUAUAACAACUUUGUCCAGUAGAUUUAAAGACUUUAUAUCCCUUGCACAAAAAUUUUCAUGUUUGGUAAAAUUUCAAGAUAAUGAAGAAAACAUUAAAUGUCUUAUGGAUCUUCAAAUAUUUUAUAGCAAAGAUGUGGGUACUUCGGUUAUUGACGAAUAUAGAAUGUUUUGUGGCCUUUUAACGGAAAUCCAAAAUGACAAUAAUAAUCUUUCAACAGAAGAAUAUUUGCCGUUUUUAAUUUCAAAUAAUUUAGUUUCGUCAUACUCAGCUCUAUGCAAUCUAUUAAAAAUUUUUCACACCAUACCAAAUAAUAGCGCAGGAGCGGAAAGAACUUUUAGCAGACUAAACAAAAUUAUUAACUAUCAAAGAUGCACCAUGACACAGGAAAGGACAAACAACUUGGCCUUACUAUGUAUUGAAUCUGAAAAAGCACAAAUGAUAGAUUACGAUAAGUCACCUGUAUCACGAGGCAGACCUUCAAAAUCAUUUGAGGAAAAGUCACAGCGGAGUAGACAGAGAGAUGUGCAACCUAUUGUUUUAGAUUACAGCACAGAACAACUAUGCUUGGCAGCAGAAACAAGUUUGGUAAAGUCAGGCCAGAGAAAUGUUGCACAAGUUAUAAAAUUGGCCACCGAAACAUCGCCAAGAAAAUUGAAAAAAAUGAAAGAGGUACAUGACGCACCAGCUCCCACUUUAAGACCGUACAGCCCUGAAGAAGCUCUGGGUCUUAUAGUAGAUCUUGGAUUAACAAAAGAAGACUACAUUACUAUAAGACUUGGAGCAAAAGAAAGAGGGGCAGAUAUUUAUCCCUCUUAUCAUUUAAUUGGAGAAGCAAAAAAAAUGCUAUCCCGCCAAUGUCAACGAUUGGCAGAAGUACAGUCUGAUGUAAUUUUAGAAAACAUCACAGAUAAUUGUGAUACCAUCGACAUCCAUUAUAAAUGGGGCUUAGAUGGACAUAGUAUAUAUAAACAAAAUUUUUCAAAUAACACAGAGUACGCGGACUCUAAUAAUAUUAUUAUCCUAUGUACAAUUGUACCACUGCAGAUGUCCCAAGGCCAGAAGAUAUAUUGGAAGAAUCCGACACCGUCUUCGACAAGGUAUUGCCGACCAAUUGUAUUUAAAAUACAAAAGGAAAAUACCUCCAAUGUUAAGGAAAUCUACAGCGACAUCGAAAGUCAAAUUUCAAAAAUGGGACCAACAUUGCAUAUCUUAGGGAAUAGAGAAAUUAAAUUUAAACAUCUCCUUAUAUGUAAGAUGCUGGAUGGUAAAACCGUGAACAUUCUGAAGGACACAGCAAGCUCCCAGGCAUGUAAUGUUUGCAAAGCCACUCCAAAGGACUUCAACAAUUUAGAAGUGGUAACAAAAAGAGUUUGUGCUGAAGAAACUUUUAAGUACAGUAUUUCUGUGCUACAUGCCUACCUAAGGUGUUACGAAUAUUUAUUACAUAUAGCAUAUAAGUUGGAGUUAAGGCAGUGGCAAGCAAGGGGCGAACAAGCUAAGGCUCAAGUUAGAGAGAAAAAAAGUGAACUGGCUACUCGAUUUUAUAAUGAAAUGGGCCUCGUUGUUGAUCAGCCAAAAUAAGGCGGAGGCAAUAGCAACGAUGGGAAUACUGCUCGUAAGUUUUUUAAAAAUCCCUUGUUGGUUUCCCACAUAACUGGUAUCGACAGAGAACUGAUCGAAAAAUUUGCCAAUAUUCUCUCCAUCAUUUCAUGUGGGUACUACAUCCAAGAGGAUAAAUUUAAAAUAUAUUGUCAGAAAACUGCAGAGUUGGCCAUAAACUAUUGAUUCAUCGGGGUGACAUUAUUAAAUCACUUCCUUUGUCAGUAGGCCAAUUAUCAGAGGACGUUAUUGAAAUGGGGCACAAGGAAUACAAAAAAUUCAGGCAAUAUUAUUCCAGAAGAACGUCUAGAGAAAAUACGAACAUGGAUAUAUUUAAUUGGAUGUUGGUAUCUUCUGACCCUAUUAUAACAAAUAGGCGAAAAAAAGCGAAAAAAACGAAGAGUAAAUAUAAUGAAGUGGUCUUAAAUAUGUUAAGAACUCCUACCUUCUGUAGCGGUAAUGAAGAAUGGGAUACGGAAGAAGAGGAAGAUGGUGAAUGCUAAUAUGUUCAAUUUAUUAUGUUUAAUAUUUUACGACCUAUUGUAUAUUAAAUUUUAAAUAAAUAUUUUGAUUAAGGGUUUUUGUCUAAUUAGUAUUUUUGAUAUCCUCUUUAAACCUAUUAUUAUUUUGAGAUUUUUUUUUGUAAAGUCAUUUUUAAGAAAAUUAAUGGUUAUGGUAAAAAAUAACACUCGGUAUAGUAAAUUAAAGUUUUGAAUAUAAUUUUAUUUAGCGCUAAUAAAAACCUUUUUAUCCUACAUAAAAAUUGUCUACCUAUUUUUUUAACACUUAAUUAUUUUCUUUUAAUUACACAAAAUAAUCAAGAAAAUAACAAAACUUUGCAUUUUUUUAAGAUAAACAUUAAAUCAAGUCCUUAAAAGCAUUUUUUAUCAUCAUAAUCGCAAAUAACCCGUUUUAAUAUUUUUGGCGCCGUAAUUUGGUGAUUCGUCCGUAUGUGCACCGGGUCAUACAUGACGUUCCAAAGUAACGGGCCCAGCACCGAUCCUUGAGGGACGCCGCAUGUCAUGGGGAUGGCUGCUCCAUCCACCCAGACAGUCCUGCCCUUUAAGUAGGCCGCCACGGUCUGCACCAGGUAGGGCGAUAUAUUUCUCCCGGAGAGCUCUCUGAGGAUGGCCUUCCAUGAUGCACUGUUAAAAGCGUUUUUAACAUCUAGCGUGAUCAGGGCACACAGCUUCCGAUGCGUGUACGAUAUUCGUCUAACCUCCUCUACCAGACUAGCUAGCGUGUUUGUGUGGACCUGCCUGGUCGAAACCCAUGUUGUCUGUCCGACAGUUCGGCCCUCUCCUCUAAUUCCCUUCUCAGUCUUGCGACAAGGAUCUGUUCAAAUAGCUUGCCUGCUGCAUCAAGCAUGCAAAGUGGCCGGUAGGUCUGCUCCGGCCCGCUGCUGGCUUUAGGUAUCAGGACCAGUCGAGCCCGUUUCCAUUCCUCUGGGAAGGCCCUUCUUCGGAGCAGGUUAGUGAAGACUGAGGCCGCCCAGUCUGGAGCUGCCUCCGUUGCCCAUUUUGCCACUUCGGGUGGUAUUCCAUCCAUCCCCGGGGCCUUUCCGCUUGACAGCCUACUUGUGGCUAUUGCGACCUCUUCCACCGUGACAGCUGGGACUUCGGUCUCAUCGUCCCCGCUGUCGUAGCGCUCCCAAUUGAUGGCCCUUGCCUUUGGAAAAAACAGGCUUGAAAUUCUCAGCUGUUCAUCUUUCUCGAGGGGGGGGACUCGGGCACCCAGCUUGCCAAGUACUAUUUUGUACCCCUGUCCCCACAUAUCGUCGUCCACCUCGCUUAAGAGCUUUUUCCAGCAGGACUCCUUGGACUUCCUAAUGGCCAGCUUCAGGGCUCUUUUUGAGGUUUUUACCGCCUCGCAGAAUCGGUCCAGUGUCUCCAAGGUCUCGCGGCGUCUUUUUGCCCUGGUGAGGUUCCUGCGGGCCAGUGUGCUUUCAUCCCUUGCUUUGGCUAUUUCGUCCGUCCACCAGUACUUUGGCUUUCUGGUUGCAUUGUAGAUAACUUUCCGGCAGGCUGUCCUGCAGGCAUCCGUCAGCGCUGCCGUCCAGUGCUCUGCUUCUGCGGUGUGGGCUCUUUGCCUGGCGUGGGCCCGUAUUACCUGUUGGACUCCUUCGCGUUUGCUAGGGGUUGCCCUCCAUCGCUGGCUGGUGGUUUCCCGUGUAGGGGCAGGCCGUUCCGUCGUGAUCGUAAAGAGAAUAUCCCUAUGAUCACUAAGGUUUUCAUCCUCCCUUACUGUCCAGCUCUCUACUCGGGCAGCCAGGGCCAGGGAUGUGGCCGUAACAUCCAGAAACGACUCGCUCAAUCUGCGCGUGAAGGUAGGGGUCUCGCCCUGGUUGAUCACGUGGAGGUUUAACGCCGCUAGCGUGUCGGCCAAGAGUCUUCCUCUGACAUCCUCGACUGUGCCUCCCCACAGUGGUGACUUUGCGUUAAAAUCGCCGCACGCCAGGGUAUUGCCAGCCGUCAUCCUUACCAUGCCGUCCAUGCGCCCCAGGAAGGCCUCGAAGUUUGCCAGUGGCACGUUCGGGGAGAUGUAUCCCGCUAUAACCAGCAGGGAUCCUGCCUUUGCACUUAUUAUGCCAUCCGCAGUGGUGACAACUACUAACCUGGCGCCCUUUAGAGCCACUAGAGCAACGUCUUCUCGCGGGUCGAGGAUUACCCCCAUGGCCUUCGCUCUAGCUCGAUUUGGCUCUGAGGCAAUCAGAAAGUCCACCCCCUCUGUUGCGGCGGUUUGCAGAGCCAAGUCCCAUGCCCCUCUGCUGCGAUUUUGGUUUGUCUGCAUGAACCUUAGCUUGCCAUGCUGUGGGAGAUUGACCUGUCCUCUCCUCCCCCUUGUGCCUGUGCUGUCGCAGAUGCGGGGGGCAAGUGAAAAUCCACUGCUUUGUCUGCGUCUGCUGGCUCGGUUGUCUCCAUUGCAGUUUCGUCUGUGCCUUCUUUCGGCGCACUGCCUGCUGUUGGUCGCAGGCAAUCCUUCCGUUGUGGCUCCGCAUUCAGGCCCAUGCACUUUCCGGAGCCUAUCCUGUGGCCUUCCUUUCCGCAUUUUAGACACCGCUCCGGUCCUUGACAUUGUCUAGCCUUAUGUCCAUCCUUUCCACACUUGUAACAAGAAGCCCAGCGGUCUGGACCCUUGCACUCUUUCGAGAAGUGCCCCACUUCAAGGCACCGGUAGCAUUUUUGCUCAUUUGUCAUGUGCCUGACUCGGCAUCUUACCGGCCCGACCAUGAUGUUCGUCAGUCCUAUCAGUUUGUUCACCGUGUCUCUUCCUGCAGAGAAGGUGGCAGCUUGUGUGCUUCCAUAGGUCUUUCUGAGCCGAAUGACCCUUAGGCUUGCCCCGUCACCAGCUGCUAUCCGUAGCGCCUCAGUGACCUCUUCCUCUGUGGCCAGAGCAUCCAUGUUCGUAAUCUCGGCCAGCCGAAUACCUCCUGCAACCCUGGCUGGAGCGUGGUCAUCUCUAAGGGUGUCUGCUAACUUCUGGGCUUCCGCGUUGCUCCCGGUUGUUUCCACGAUUACGUCCCCUUUUCUGGUCUCCCUUAUGGCUUUGAUGGCCACCUCCGGUGUCAGCGUCUUCAGCCUUUCUUUGACGCUCUUUAGAGUCUCCCUUACUCCCCGUACUGAUGAUCACCGCACCCUCUCGUGUCCUGCCCUUUUUGUCAGUCGGGGCUGACAUCGCCUGUCGGGGAUUGGCCUGAGAUGGGGUUUUUUCGCUUCUUCCGCUCUUGCUCGCCACCUCGCUCCAUGUACGAGCUUUGCCCUUGACCCCGUUUUCAGGUCUCGUGAGUAGGACCUUUAUAUCCUCUUCGUGCCACAGGUCCCUAAUCUCAAGCUCUAUCGCGUCGUGUCCAGGCAGCGACCCAAGUACCACUUGUCUUAUACUUUUCUCCUUGAUUUCCCUUCUCAGUUCCCUAAGGCAUUCCAUUCGAUCCUCAGGUGCGGGGGUGUCAAGGUUGCCCUUUUGAUAGAUCAGAUGCCAUGUGGCGUUCAUCGCCUCCCCGCUUUGGACUCCGUCCACUGUUGAGAUGACACGUUGCUCAACUGGUAUCGCUCUUCCCGCCGUUGGCACGGCAUUUCCAGGAAAUCGCUGGUGAAAAUCUUCACCGGUAGCCCACCUCGUCCUGGCAAAACCAUCCGGGAUCUUCUGCGACUUCGUGUGCCAUCUGACUUUCAGAGUCGGCUUUGCUUGUUUAGGGCAAUUGCAGCCUGUCUCGUUCUCUGUAUGGGUGCUCCCCUCGAUUCCCGCCGAUAUCCUUUCCGCGAGGCUAUUUUCUCGGGCUAGGAGUUGUGCUUCCCGUGUCCGCAGCUCUUUUUCCAUGGCUUCGAGUCGUUUCCAAACGGAUUGGAGACUUAGGGUUAAAUCUGCUUACCUAAGCGCUUUAAUUUGAAUACUUGAUAAUUACUUUUUGGGUGCUAUAUUUUUUUUUUAUAAUAUUUAUUUUAUACAGCGCGACACUUUCAUGUGGUUUGAGUUUUAGGCUAUGUUUAUGUGUUUUUGUUAUGACGCUCUCCUAUUUACCAUUUAUUGUAUUUAUUUAUAUUUUACAACCUUUUAUUUUAUUGCAUAUUGUUGAUUUUAUUUGUGUCUGUAUUUGUAUUUGUGUCUUGUUGGAAAAGCGUUUUUACUUGAACAUCUAAGCAUGGGUAAUAUGAAGGCAUUAGGUGAAAGGUGGUGUCGUUAUGUUACUUACCUUUAAUUUCUGUGUGCAGGCCGUGUUUGUAUGCUUUUACAAUACUAUUGUCUUUUGCUGGACAUUGAUUUUAAUAAUAAUAAUAAUAAUCUAUAUGAAAGUUGUAGUUGCUCUUCGUUUAUUAUUAUUAUUUUAUAGAAUCGGAUCAUCGUACAAUAGUUCGAAGAUGCGUGGUAAGGUAAUCAAAUAGUACAAAUCUUUGUCAUAAAAUGACAAUCUCUAAGAAUGACUUUACCUGAGUAUAAAAUGUAUAGAAUAUUGAUAAAAUACCCAAAUCAAAUGAAAUAUGUUUAUCUGCUUUUCAUGUUAUUUUAUUCACUUAUGAUUUAUAUAGUAUUCUUGUGUUUUAUGACCCAUGUUUUAGAUGUUUUGUAUAUUAUUUUUAUUUGAACUGUGUAAGUCGCCAGGGUUUUUAUGGUCCCUUUUCCCUGUGCUCUGACUCAACGGGCCACCCCUUUGUCUUUGCUUAAAUUAAAUCAGGGGUUUCAAAUUAAAUACUUG